Populus euphratica (Euphrates poplar) is the source of this 1289-nucleotide messenger RNA. RefSeq lists its product as uncharacterized. The record is from RefSeq and is a predicted model, not a curated record. The transcript has 5 exons. Bases 237 to 1145 code for a protein of 302 amino acids. NCBI's taxonomy places the organism in Eukaryota, Viridiplantae, Streptophyta, Magnoliopsida, Malpighiales, Salicaceae.
UCACCUAAAGAGAGCAUGGACCAUUUGACAAGGAUAUACCCAUGGCCUCUAAAACUAAUUACACAUAAAGGAUGCUUGCAGGCGAGUUGUGGUCAUCAACUGUAAAGAAACUUGAAGUAGCGUCCUUUUCUCCUAUCCCUCCAAACUUAUCCUCCAUCUCCACUUGCAAUGGUUUAUUUAUAGAGCAUCUAUUGUAACCUCUGUAACUAAUUUAUUACUCUCCUCUCAUCUCCUCCAUGGCUCCAUCCUUUCUCAGCUUUGCGUCACUAUACUCCUUCUAUCUUCGUCAUUGCUUCACCUCCUCCGGCCUUUCACAACAAUCCAUCGACGUUGGUGAUGAGACCAUCAUCCACUUCUGGGCACCCACUCAACUGCGUCAACCCAAACCAAAUUUGGUCUUUAUUCAUGGCUUCGGUCCUGUCUCUCUAUGGCAAUGGCGCCAGCAGGUUCAAUUCUUUGCACCUGACUUCAAUUUGUACGUCCCUGACUUGAUAUUUUUCGGUGACUCGACAACAAAAUCCUCAGAAAGGUCAGAGAUCUUCCAGGCGGAGUCGGUGGCGAAGCUGCUUGAAACGUUAGGUGUGGAGAAGUAUUCUUUGGUGGGCACAAGCUAUGGUGGGUUCGUGUCAUACCACAUCGCAAGGAUGUUUCCAGAGAGGGUUGAGAGGGUGGUCAUAGCAAGCUCUGGGGUCAACAUGAAGAAGAAAAAUAAUGAAGAGCUUGUGAAGAAGGCAAAUUUGGAAAAAAUUGAUGAUCUUAUGUUGCCGCAAAAACCUUCAGAUUUGAGAGCUUUGCUAGGUGUUGCUGUGUCCAAGCGAAGUCUCCUCAUGAUUCCUGAUUUUUUCUUGAAUGACCUCAUAAACAACUUGUUCGCAGAAAACAGGAAUAAGAAAAUGGAACUUCUGAGCGGAUUAACCAUUGGACAGGAUGAUGCAGUAAAUAUCUCUCCACUUCAACAGGAUGUCUUGUUAGUAUGGGGAGAUAAAGACCAAGUAUUUCCUCUGGAGAUGGCUAAGGAUUUACAAGGGCUAAUUGGGAAGAACGUGAAGUUGGAAAUAGUAAAGGACACAUCCCAUGUACCCCAAAUUGAAAAUGCAGCAGAAUUCAACAAAAUUAUCAAAAAUUUCUUGAGUGCCUCUCCGUGACUAAUUAUGUACCCUUUGCAAACUCUAAAUUAUGAGCAUGUAAUUGAAUUUGUGCUGGGGAUUAUGCUAGAGGACUGAAGAUUUACUGAUUAUGUGCACAAUUCUUCUUAAUGAGGGCAUGCUUUCCCUUUUAAUUCUUAGCCU